Lampris incognitus (smalleye Pacific opah) is the source of this 1948-nucleotide messenger RNA. Its product is annotated as guanine nucleotide-binding protein subunit alpha-11. Lineage: Eukaryota; Metazoa; Chordata; Actinopteri; Lampriformes; Lampridae. Gene Ontology annotation, molecular function: G-protein beta/gamma-subunit complex binding; GTPase activity; G protein-coupled receptor binding. Gene Ontology annotation, cellular component: heterotrimeric G-protein complex. The transcript is spliced from 7 exons. Gene Ontology annotation, biological process: adenylate cyclase-modulating G protein-coupled receptor signaling pathway; action potential; phospholipase C-activating dopamine receptor signaling pathway. The coding region runs from base 492 to 1571 and encodes 359 amino acids. The record is from RefSeq and is a predicted model, not a curated record.
AUUUAGCUAACAAAACUGGGCUAGCUUAGUCGACGCUCGUCGCGUUUGGGUUUCCAUGCUAGGCGGGUAACGUUACGCUAUUCUAACGAGUCGCCGAAACCCGCCGCCAUAAACACGCCGAGUAAGUCGCCGCAAUACUUUCCAUGAUCGCUGCGAUGUUUUAUUUGUGGACGUGUCCAACGGCUGUACCCUGAGGAUCUGCGCUGGACUCUCUUUCUUUUGUUGUUGUUGUUGGGACGGAGCUGUCAGAUAUUUGACAGCUGCUCUGCCUUCAGGGAAAAGACGAAAUUUCGCACCGGGCGGCGAGUGCGUCGAGCUUUACUUCGGGGGCAGUUAAGCGGGGGCAUGUUGGCUCAGACCAGGCUGCGUUUCUCCUGAGCUUGCAUCCAUUUGGACUAUCCGCUCCCGGAGGAACUGCUCUGUUACUUUUUUGGUGUGAGGCGUUAGCCGGGCGCCCACGGGAUAAGACGGGCUGUGCCAUUCCUGCGGUGAUGACUUUAGAGUCCAUGAUGGCUUGUUGCCUUAGCGAGGAGGCCAAGGAGUCCAAACGGAUCAACGCCGAGAUUGAAAAGCAGCUGCGGCGAGAUAAGAGAGAUGCGAGGAGGGAGCUGAAACUUCUGCUGUUAGGUACCGGAGAAAGCGGAAAGAGCACUUUCAUUAAGCAGAUGAGGAUCAUCCACGGGACGGGCUACACAGACGAGGAUAAGAAAGGUUUCACAAAGCUCGUCUACCAGAACAUCUUCACCUCCAUGCAGGCCAUGAUCCGCGCCACUGAGACUCUUAAGAUCCAGUACAAGUAUGAACAAAACAAGAAUAAUGCUCUGCUGGUCCGCGAGGUGGACGUGGAGAAGGUGUCGUCGUUUGACCAGCCCUACAUCGGCGCUAUAAAGAUGCUGUGGGCAGACCCUGGCAUCCAGGAGGCCUAUGACCGCAGGAGGGAAUACCAGCUCUCCGACUCCACCAAAUACUAUUUAAGCGAUCUGGAUCGUAUUGCCGAACCAUGCUAUCUCCCGACCCAACAGGACGUGCUUAGGGUUCGAAUCCCAACCACAGGGAUCAUAGAGUACCCUUUCGACUUGCAAAGCAUCAUUUUCAGGAUGGUGGAUGUUGGAGGUCAGAGGUCAGAGAGGAGGAAGUGGAUCCACUGCUUUGAGAACGUUACCUCCAUCAUGUUCUUGGUGGCGCUCAGCGAAUAUGACCAGGUUCUGGUGGAGUCGGACAACGAGAACCGUAUGGAGGAGAGUAAAGCGUUGUUCAGGACCAUCAUCACAUAUCCCUGGUUCCAGAAUUCCUCUGUCAUCCUCUUCCUCAACAAGAAAGACCUACUGGAGGAGAAGAUCAUGUUCUCUCACCUGGUCGACUACUUUCCAGAGUUUGACGGUCCCCAGCGGGAUGCCCAGGCUGGACGGGAGUUUAUCCUGAAGAUGUUUGUGGAUCUGAAUCCGGACAGCGACAAGAUCAUCUACUCCCAUUUUACCUGCGCCACUGACACGGAGAACAUCCGCUUCGUGUUCGCAGCCGUCAAAGACACCAUCCUGCAGCUCAACCUCAAAGAGUACAACCUGGUGUAACAUGAAUGACGUGAAGUGAUGGAGAAGAAGAGAGGGGGAAGAGACCUGCAGCCCUACGAACAGCAGCACGCACUUCUCCCAACAUACACACACACACACACACACACAUACACACACACACAUACACACACACACACACACACUUGUGCGUCAGACACAAGCAAGACUCGCUGAGAUGAGCAGUGUUUGAUACUUCAUCACACUAAAUCUACCCCCAUCUUACCCCUGUGGUCCUUGGUGCCUGGUUUUCCCAUCUUUUAAGAUUCGCUGUCAUUGAUAAUCACACCUUGCCUUGAAAGCCCAUUAGACACAGUCCCGGGACAGACGGGGGCCUCGUCCCUGUGUUGGUUUAUCCAGACGUGGCUCGGACCCUUGAU